Atta colombica is the source of this 2725-nucleotide messenger RNA. It is a transcript of the gene Sox102F, whose product is annotated as transcription factor SOX-5. Gene Ontology annotation, cellular component: nucleus. Gene Ontology annotation, molecular function: RNA polymerase II cis-regulatory region sequence-specific DNA binding; DNA-binding transcription factor activity, RNA polymerase II-specific. Bases 101 to 2680 code for a protein of 859 amino acids. The record is from RefSeq and is a predicted model, not a curated record. Gene Ontology annotation, biological process: cell fate commitment; regulation of transcription by RNA polymerase II. The transcript has 9 exons. NCBI's taxonomy places the organism in Eukaryota, Metazoa, Arthropoda, Insecta, Hymenoptera, Formicidae.
GUUUUAUUCAUUGUGCGGAGGUGCGGUUCUUUGAUACGUUACAAGUGUUACGUCAAUGGCAACGGGGUAGUCCAGGCUACCAGCGCGCAGCCAGGAUGAUAUGAGCACGCUUGGCAGACUGAGGAUGUCCUCAAAGAGGAAGUCGCCACCAACGAAGCUAUCGGAGGGCGGGGGCGGUACGGGUACAGUGGCAGGCGCCAACGAGGAGGAGGAGGACACUACCUCGCCGGUGGCCGGUUCCGGUGGCGAGGCAGCCGUCGUCGUCGGUGAGGAGGGUGCCACCACCCCCGUCGACAUUGAGGAGUGCUACUCCCAUCAAAGAGGCGGCGAGUGCGAGUCCUCCGGCUGCUCAUCGCCGGCGACUACCAGCGAGCCGGAUCUACGCGACUCGCCGUCGCCCUCAUUGAAUUCCUUGCGGACGGCCAAGAGACAGAGGCUGUUGUUCCUGUCGAGCCAAGAGACUCUUGCACCAUAUCACCAUCCUCAUCACCAUCAUCAUCACCACCACCACCAUCAUCAUCAUACGAACACAUUGUCGUCGUCGGGCGGUGCACUGGAACCGGCGAGCUCCUCGGAGUGCGGCUCGCCACCCACCCUCCUUUCCGUCGAUCCCUAUUACCCUCAUCAUCCACAUCACAAUAACAACAACAGCGUCACGCAAAACAACAACAACAACAACAACAACAACAACAACGGCAGUGGUACUACCACUGCAGGCAGUAAAAGGUCCAUGGACGACGUUCUUAAAAGACUAACGUGCAAGAUGAAUAGCGAAUCCUUGUCUAUCCAAGACGAUACUACCAAUACCAGGCGGACAUCACCGCCGCUCUCUUCCACGCCAACCGGUCACAAUGCACAUAGUUGCAGUGGAAGCACGACUACCACCGUGGCAAAUAACGUGGCACUCUCACCUCCGGAUUCUGGAAGGAUAUCAAACACGGAGGCGCAAGUAGAUCAGGACGGCGUGGCGGCCCUUCACAGGAUCCUUUGCGCUGAGAGCUUCGCCGAAAAGGAGCGCCGACUAUCGGAGAUGAUCCUGCAGCUGCAGUUGCUUAGGGAACGUCUUGUACAACAGCAGGAUCAAUCGAAGUCGUAUCCCGCUCACAUGACGGUCGACUCGCAGAAGCAAAUCGAGAUGCAGCGGCUGCAAACGGAGCACUUGAAGCGGCAGCAAGAGCACAUCAUGCAGCACAACAUCCAGGAGUUGCAGGCUCAGAUGACAAAGAGCCAGCUGAGCAUGUCGGGGCCGCAAUCACUGAUGUUUCUGCCGUUUCUCGAACAGCUCAGAGGGCUGCCCGUGCAGUCGCCCAUGCCUCCACCGCCAGCCACGUCAACCGCCACUACCGGCAACAAACACAUCAACUCCAUCGCCAAUAUGAUCAGCAGCCAUCGAGAAGGUCCAAGCUGGGCGACCGCGCAUCUCGCUCAGAUGACCACACAAAUGGAGAAGGAAUCGUCGUCGCCGGCGCCGAUUUCAUCUGCGGUAGCGCCAACGGCUCCGCCUCUUCAGGAUCUCGAUGCCCCGCUGAACCUCACCAAGCCGAAAUCGACGUCCUCGGGCGCCACGGCCUCUUCUUCGUCGCCCGGUAGUGACUCGCACUCGACCGGUGCCGGAAGCAGCGGCCAGCAAGAGCAACCAUUAGCGGCGACCGCGCCCAAACUCUUCCCGCCAGGACUGCCGAUACCGCGGAAUUACCUGCCGACGCUUCCUUACGCCGGUCUACCACCGCAUCUCAGCACUCUGUCUUCGCCGAUGGGCAAGGUAAUGGCCAAAGACGAGGCCGGCGGACCGGGAGGAUCCGUGGCGGCCGCUGCGGUCGCGGCUGUGGAAAAGCACUUCGCGAUGCAUGGGCUGUACGGAUUGCCAUCGAAUACAGGUGGGAUGCCACCGUCGGCCCAGACUCAAAGACCGAUCAAGCAUUCUGGCUCUCGGGAGGAACCGCCUCAGGAGGAACAGGAUUUUCUCUCGACGCCUCACAUGUGGCGAGAUCCGGGAUAUAAAGUAGCGGAAGACAUAACGGAAAAAGCUAAAAUGGUGAGGCAGCAGAAAAGGGAGGGUGAGAACAAGCCACAUAUCAAGCGACCUAUGAACGCAUUCAUGGUGUGGGCCAAGGACGAACGUAGAAAGAUCUUGAAAGCCUGCCCAGACAUGCACAACUCGAACAUAUCGAAAAUUCUCGGCGCCCGAUGGAAGUCGAUGUCAAAUUCGGAGAAACAGCCAUAUUACGAGGAACAAUCACGGCUUUCGAAGCUGCACAUGGAAAAGCACCCAGACUAUAGGUACCGACCGCGGCCAAAGCGCACGUGCAUCGUGGACGGUAAAAAGAUGCGUAUCUCCGAGUACAAGUCGCUGAUGCGGCAGCGGCGGCAAGAGAUGCGGCAGUUGUGGUGCCGUGACGGCGGCACUGAGAUGAACUUUUUGUCACCGGUAAGUGCCGAUAUGACUGGCACGCAACAUCAUCCGGGCACGGGCGCCGGUCCGUCGGCGCGACCAUCGGUCUCGCCGCCGGCGACGAUGCUGAACGGUGGUGGCGGUGCUGCCGGCCCAAGUUCGGACCAUCCUUCGUUCUACUAUCCACAGGACAGCCUAUCGCCUACGGACAUGAUGAAUUUCUCACCCGAAAAUUCUGGCUCGAUCGGCGGCUACGACGCGAGUCCACGGCACCACGAUGAGGAUUGAACCGCAGCUCCGGGUCAGCCACUUUGGCCGCCCGGAGCAUCAUCG